Molecule: messenger RNA, 522 nt
Organism: Colletotrichum navitas
Lineage: Eukaryota; Fungi; Ascomycota; Sordariomycetes; Glomerellales; Glomerellaceae
Exons: 7
Coding region: 1-522 (173 amino acids)
Source: RefSeq, a predicted model, not a curated record
AUGAUAUUUCUGCGAAGAUCCGCCGUGAAAGUCUGGCUCUCGACAAGACUCUUCAUAUGCGAGAUGAUCACGAUGACAACGAUGACGAUGACUAUGACUACCAUUGGCGUCGAUCACAGGAGCCAGGACCACCGCCACCUCGACCAGGUAACGAUGACAAUGGGCCUCGACAGCGGCCACAAGAACCGAACUCCCCGCCGCCUCGGCCGGAUGGCGGUAACGGUGGGUUCAAGCGACGACAGGGUCCCGACCCCCCGCCACCUCGUCCAGAUGAUGGUGACAGGCCUGGACGGCGGCCCCAAGACCCGCCACCUCCACCAGAUAAUGGCGACGGUGGACGCCGACCACGACCAAAUGAUCCCGGCCCCCCUCAGCCACCUCGUCGGCGAGACAACGGUUUGCACAGUGAAGCAGACACCGCCUAAGGGUCCUGGGGAUCCGUCUGGCAGACCUAACUCUGGUCCCGGGCCUGACCAGCCCGAUAAUGGUCCGAAACCACCGAGAGCCGUAGACCGCGACUAA